Pocillopora meandrina is the source of this 2514-nucleotide messenger RNA. The record is from the annotation of a GenBank genome assembly. NCBI's taxonomy places the organism in Eukaryota, Metazoa, Cnidaria, Anthozoa, Scleractinia, Pocilloporidae.
GUGUACUACUUGGUUCAGUUUGUAGAUGACGGUAUUUUGGACAUCAAAACUGACGACGACUUUAGAACAAGGGAAGAUGGCCUUAAAGAGGCACAGUAUGGGGAUACCUUUUACUUGUGCACAAUAAUUUUUGAAAGUGGUGAGUCUAAGCACUUUUUUUGUUUUGAUCAUCUUGUGAUAGGAAGCUAAGUUGUUUGAUUUUGCUUUUCUAUGCAAAUCUGAAAGAAUUAGCUCUGAAAUGUUACGAAAUGGCUCGGUUUUUCAUCAUGGAAGCAUGACAUUGAUGAAAAUGGUGCCACCUACUUUAAAUACAAUCCAUUUUCUUAAAAUCUUUUUGAAAAAGUCAUGAUUAAGGUCAGGGCUCGACCUUAACUUUUCAACUUACUAGCCAAGUGGUUAGUGUCAACUUAGAUGUUACAACAAUUUCAGUUUGCUUACUAGCUAGACUGGCUGGUAGAGAUUGAAAACCAUGUGUGUUUCUACCAAUGUGAUGCUAGUGUCGAGCCCUGGAGGUAUUAAGGAUAGAAAUGGAUAUUGUAAUCCCAAAUCAAUGAAAAAGGCAUGGUGACAAACUACUGGUACAUGGUGUGCCUCUUGCAAGUUGUAUAUUUUGUUGAUAGGAUUUAAUAAAAUAAUUUAAUUUGAUAAAAAUAAUUUAAAACAAGCUUCAAAUAGAUGAAAGAGGAGGCAACAAAUUCACAAACAGAUGUAGAAUCUUUUGUUGCAAACUUGUGCUGUGAUUGGUUGCUGCAACUGAAGUUUAUUUUUACUGUUAAUGGAUAUCUUUUUGAUAGCUGGAGAUGUUUUAACUUGCAGAUGAUAAAGAGGAAGUGAUGAAAAGAAAAGUUGCCAUGCAGAAAUUGAAAAACCCCAAACAAACAGAACAAAAUAAAAUGAAAAAGAUAGGAAAGAAAACAAAGGAAAACAGAAAGAAUGUUGGUGAGGAGAAGGAGGGUGAAGAAUCCACACAAAAAGAAAUGGUGGAUAGGGAAGAAAUUGCAAGAAAGAAAGCAGAACGACAGAAGAAACGAGUAGAACAACAAAAGGCUAAGGAAAACAAGGAAAGGGAAAAGGCUGUAAAAGAAAAGGAAAGAGCUGCUUUGAUGGAAAGGGAUAACCGCAUACUUGCAGAGAUGAACUCUUUAGCAAGAAAUCUAGAUGUCGAAAGCAAGCAGCCAUUUACCAAUUUAUCUGAUGAAGAGGAGUAUGAUGUUGACAGGGCUGAACCCAUGGAUGAUGAUGAAUAUUUUGGUGGAAGAGAUAUUAUAUCCGAAUGUUCAUCUUACCUUCAUCCCCCCCUCUCUCUUCCUCCCCCUUCCAACUCUGCCAAACCAGCUUUACAAACCCCAAGAGCAACAGUUGGUGGAAAAAGACCCAGGGAUUUCUCCCAGAGUCAACCACAACUUCCUCCAAGACCAACUGUGGGUGGAAAAAAGCCAAGGUCCACAUUCCACCACAGCUGCCAAAAAUGUGAGGAGUACAAGGAAAUCAUAGCUGCACAAAAUCAAGAAAUUUCUCAACUCAAGGCUCAAGGUAAUUAUAUCUCACUUUUUACAUGACUAGCACUCACAUAUUUAAUGAUAAGAUAGAAAAUGCAGGGCAUUUUCCUGUCUGCUUUUCCUUUUGCUUCUCAUUGGAUUGACUAAUUGUGAGGGGAAAGACGGAUACCAGUUGAUCAUAGUCUAUCUUGUAUAAUUUUACAAUAACUCUGAAAGUAGGAAUAAACCAUUUUAAAGCACUUUAAUAAGGCUACAACUCUUGCAAAUUGUAUUUUAAUGAUGCAUCUUAUUGUGUUUCAAAUAGUGAUGCUUGUAUUACGAUAUGAAUAUUAUUUUGAAGGGAAGAGUAUCUUUCCACAUUUACAUACUUAUAUGAAUUAAAAUACUGGUGACAGUCAAGCAGAUUGACCCACUGAUUGAUUGCUACAUUUAAUCUUCCCAUGUUAGCUAGGUAAUUAAAGCUAUGAUGUAAUCCAUUUAUCUGUUGUAGUGAAUGGUUGUUAUGAAGAGCUACCCAGACCUGGGAAAGUCCCUGAGAUUGUGGCAGCACGCUUCAAGGUAAAUGCUUUAAGGCUUAAUACCUGGCAAUUAGAUUGUGAAGCUUAAGUUAUCGAAUUUAUAUAUUUUUUAUUAUUAGAGCUUAAGAGGCAUAUCUGACAAUCAAAUGCAAUGUAGACUAAGUUUGUUUAGAGUUUUAAAUAAUUUCUUACAUGGCUAUUGUAGGAGGGACUACUUGAAAACUUCUGUGCAGGGAAUCAGUUGAAAGUGCUUUCACUGCCUUAGUGGUCAUGCACUUUCAAAAUUCAAAUGUUCACCAUAGCCUUCCUUCGAUUUAACAUUAAAAACAUGACAUGAUUGUUAUGAAAACUUUAUGGUUAAAUUUGUGUGUCCUUUUUAGAUGGUUGAGUUAUCAAAAGGUAGAGGUGUCUACUUAUACGAGGAUCACAUAAACACAGCCAAGAGUAAAAAACAGCCCAACUUCAGCAGCAUGUUUCCUGCUCAGCUGCUUUUAUAA